Molecule: messenger RNA, 713 nt
Organism: Anolis sagrei ordinatus
Lineage: Eukaryota; Metazoa; Chordata; Lepidosauria; Squamata; Anolidae
Product: vitelline membrane outer layer protein 1-like
Source: RefSeq, a predicted model, not a curated record
GCCCACUCUGACAUGCACUGUUCCUCAGCUUCUCCUUAGUCCAGUUAUAGGAACACAGGCAGCUGUGGAAAGAGCAGACUUCCAGCCAUGUAUCUCCAAGUCAGUACUUGCUUUGUGAUGCUUACCUGUUGCUUCUGGUAUGGAGAUGCUCGAAACAGUAACAUACAACUCAAUGUGAACAAUGGAGCCUCAUGGGGUAUUUGGGGUACACAAGAACUCUGUAGGGAAGGAUAUGCAAAGGGAUUCGCCUUGAAGGUAGAGGACUACCAAGGUAGUAUGGCAUGGAAUGAUGAUACAGGCUUGAAUGGCAUCCGUCUUUACUGUGAUAAUGGUCAAACAAUAACAUCAAGUACUGGAAGAUGGGGAACAUGGAGAAACCCUGAAUUUUGCCCUAAAGGGCGCUUGAUGUCCUUCUCAUUGCAAGUGGAACCUUAUCAAGGGAAUAUUAAUGAUGAUACUGCAGCAAACAACAUCAGAUUUGUGUGCAGUGGAGGGUUUGUUCUGACAGGCAAUGCACACAAUUGGGGGACAUUUGGUGCAUGGAGUGAACCCUGCCCUUCUGGUGCCAUAUGUGGGCUAAAUACAAGGGUAGAGCCCCCACAGGGUAGUAAUGAUGAUACAGCACUGAAUAAUGUGGUAUUCAUAUGCUGUGACUGAAACCUAGAUUUUCAACACAUCCAAUUAAUGUCAGCAUGAAGCUUAUUCACCAUUAA